CCUCUGUGCCCGCUGUGCCCACCGCGCCGCCGCAGCGCAGCCUCCCGCCGGCUGUACGCUCCAGGUCUCAAUGAGGAGCCUAAACAUGGAGACGUUCAAGCAGCAGAAAGUGGAGGACUUUUACGACAUCGGAGAGGAGCUGGGGAGCGGCCAGUUUGCCAUCGUGAAGAAAUGCCGAGAGAAGAGCACGGGGCUGGAGUACGCAGCCAAGUUCAUCAAGAAGCGGCAGAGCCGGGCCAGCCGGCGGGGCGUGUGCCGGGAGGAGAUUGAGCGGGAAGUGAGCAUCCUGCGGCAGGUGCUGCACCCCAACGUCAUCACACUGCACGACGUCUUCGAGAACCGCACGGAUGUGGUGCUCAUCCUUGAGCUAGUGUCCGGCGGGGAGCUCUUCGACUUCCUGGCACAGAAGGAGUCGCUGAGUGAGGAGGAGGCCACCAGCUUCAUUAAGCAGAUCCUGGACGGGGUGAACUACCUUCACGCCAAGAAAAUUGCUCACUUCGAUCUCAAGCCAGAAAACAUUAUGUUGUUAGACAAGAAUAUUCCCAUUCCACACAUCAAGCUGAUUGACUUUGGCCUGGCUCAUGAAAUAGAAGAUGGAGUAGAAUUUAAGAACAUUUUUGGGACACCAGAAUUUGUUGCUCCAGAAAUUGUGAACUACGAGCCCCUGGGACUGGAGGCUGACAUGUGGAGCAUAGGUGUCAUCACCUACAUCCUCCUAAGUGGAGCGUCCCCUUUCCUGGGAGACACGAAGCAGGAAACGCUGGCAAAUAUCACAGCAGUGAGUUAUGACUUUGAUGAGGAAUUCUUCAGCCAGACCAGCGAGCUGGCCAAGGACUUCAUUCGGAAGCUUCUAGUUAAAGAGACCCGGAAACGGCUCACAAUCGAAGAGGCUCUCAGACACCCCUGGAUCAUGUCCAAAGGAGAAGUCAGAACCCCAGAACAGCAGAAGACAGAGCCUGCCCAGCUGAAGACCAAGCGCCUGAGGGAGUACACCCUCAAAUGCCACUCGAGCAUGCCCCCCAACAACACCUACGUCAACUUCGAGCGUUUUGCUCGCGUGGUAGAGGACGUGGCUCAGGUGGACCAGGGAUGCCGUGCCCUGGCAGAGGCCCAUGAUACCAUCCAGGACGAUGUGGAGACCCUGGUCUCUAUCUACAAUGAGAAGGAGGCUUGGUACCGAGAGGAGAGUGAGAGUGCCCGGCAAGACCUGUCCCAGCUCAGGUAUGAGUUCCGCAAAGUGGAGUCCUUGAAGAAGCUCCUUCGAGAAGACAUCCGGGCCACAGGGUCCAGCCUCGGGAGCAUGGCCAGGAAAUUGGACCAUCUGCAGGCGCAGUUUGAGGCUCUGAGGCAAGAGCUCUCGGCAGACCUACAGUGGAUCCAGGAACUGAUGGGCAGCUUCCAGUUGGAGAGCGGGAGCACAGAUGGCAUGGGCUCCAUGUUCCACCAGGACACCAGUGAGUCUCUAGUGGAGCUGUUCAACAGAUCCUGCAGCGAGGAAUUCUUGGCCAGCUUGAAGCUCUGA
This is a messenger RNA of Diceros bicornis minor, 1522 nucleotides long. RefSeq names its product death associated protein kinase 2 (gene DAPK2). The transcript is spliced from 10 exons. Lineage: Eukaryota; Metazoa; Chordata; Mammalia; Perissodactyla; Rhinocerotidae. Gene Ontology annotation, molecular function: protein serine/threonine kinase activity; ATP binding. Gene Ontology annotation, cellular component: cytoplasm; nucleus. The record is from RefSeq and is a predicted model, not a curated record. Gene Ontology annotation, biological process: protein phosphorylation; positive regulation of apoptotic process; intracellular signal transduction. The coding region runs from base 71 to 1522 and encodes 483 amino acids.